Tripterygium wilfordii is the source of this 2191-nucleotide messenger RNA. RefSeq lists its product as uncharacterized. The coding region runs from base 651 to 1952 and encodes 433 amino acids. The record is from RefSeq and is a predicted model, not a curated record. The transcript is spliced from 3 exons. Lineage: Eukaryota; Viridiplantae; Streptophyta; Magnoliopsida; Celastrales; Celastraceae.
AAAAUUAGUCAGAAUACAGGUAUAUAUGUGUGAUACAUGUGGAGUAUUGUAUUUGUAUGCACUAAUCCAUAGGCUGCCGACAAGUUUCAAUACAACCACCACAGUUUUCUCAGUAUCGUUGGAUUUUAGUCUCAUUUUGACAGUGCCGCUUCUUUUCUUCCUUUCUCUUCUACUGUUCCGUGUACAAACAGUUCACUUCAAUCACUUUCUUUAUUUUUUUCCCUUUAACUUUAGCUUGAAUUCAAAACAAAAGCAGGGAAAUUUAACACCACCACCUUGAUUCACGAGCUCGGUUUUGAACAGAUCUUGGAUUUCACGGAUUCCACGGAAAAUCGUUGUCUGACUUUUGUUUGUAAAGUCUCCUUGGAUUCCGGUAUUGUGUGGAAAAAGUUGGUUGCUUUAUUGGAAUCUGGUCAUAAAUGGAGAAAGGGUCUUGCUUUCUUCUAAGUUUGGAGUUAUAGGUUGUGGGAGUAUUUCAGUAAACGGUCUUCUUGCAGGGUUUCAUCUCCUGACUCUGGUAGGAACUAUUGUUAUUGCUGCUCUUUUGGGUUUGGGAUCUGUAGAUUUUACCUGACUUUAGCACUGGAGUCUGGUUUUCCAAGCAAUUCAUGUGAAAGGUUUCAAAUUGGUUCUGAAAUCUUGUUAUUGUUAUGGAUUCUCCACAAUCUGUUGUGUCUCCAUUUAAGUCCUCUCUCGUCGCUGAGCCGGAGAGGCAGAAGUCAGAUUUCUUCAGGACGACUACUAACUUGUCGAAGGGAAUUGACGCCCCUAGAAAGGAAGCCAUGGUUACUGGUCUGGAGGAUUUCAUUGGUGUUCUUCAUGUUCAUGUCCAUCAAGCUAGGGACAUCCACAACAUCUGUAUAUAUCACAAGCAAGAUGUUUAUGCCAAGCUGUGCCUAACAAGUGAUCCAGAAAAUGCAGUCUCCACAAAGAUUAUCAAUGGUGGUGGUAGGAAUCCAGUCUUCAAUGAUAAUGUUCGACUGGACGUGAAAACUGUCGACUCCUUCCUCAAAUGUGAGAUUUACAUGAUGAGCCGGGUGAGGAAUUACCUCGAAGACCAGCUGCUGGGUUUUGCUUUGGUGCCAUUAUCUGAUGUGGUGAUCAAGGAUGGAAAGUUGGAGAAAGAAUUCUCUCUUUCAUCAACUGAUUUGUUCCACUCUCCUGCUGGUUUUGUUCAGCUGUCUCUUGCAUAUAAUGGUGCAUCACCAGAAGUAAUGGAAAUUACUUCAUUGCCAAGAGCUGUGGCAAACAAUGAAACUAUGCAGGACACCGAGAUAGCAAAAUCGCUUCCUUGUGAAUAUGAGAAUAUUGAAUUCCCAGAUCCGAAGGUUGUGAAUGAAAACCAGAUGAUGGUUUCUGAGUAUUUUGGGAUCCCAUGUACAAAUUUGGACUCAGAGAGCUCUGAGAGCCUGGUCAUUUCUGAUGCUGAGAACCAUCUUAGUUCAGAAGUGGGUGCUCUUGUGCUUGAAAGCUUUUCAGCUGCUACUACCGACUCAAUCCAGGCUCCAAAGCUCGAUUCUUCUCCAGGCAGUGUGUCAACAAAUGGGGUUUCUUCUCCUUCUGCUGCAGCAAGCUCCGAGUCCUCAGAUACUCCAGCAGCAGCAGCUUCAAAAUCCCCAGCUCGGGAGCACAUUUCAGGUCCGAAAGAGAAAACAAUGGAUGCUGGAGAUGUUGAGUGUAAUUCCUCCAAUGGAGUGGUGGCAGCAGAGAAAAUUCAAAAGCCUGUUAUUACUGUCAAUAUGGAGCCUGAGCAGAAUGUGGUGCAGCAGGACAUAGUGGACAUGUACAUGAAAAGCAUGCAGCAAUUUACUGAGUCAUUGGCCAAGAUGAAACUUCCUUUAGACAUUGACAGUGGACCAGCAAGUUCCAGGGAUUCAAGCUCUGACCAGAAAUCACAGGGAUCAAAAACUCCCGGUUCUCGUGUGUUUUACGGGAGCAGUGCUUUCUUCUGAUGGUUUUUUUUCCCAUCACUGGUUUAAGAGGAAGACACCCAGGUGACCUUAGAUUGUAGAUCAAGACUAAUGCUAAUAAUGUACUGCUAUCUUGCAAUGUGGUUCUUUGUUUACAUGUUGAGAAUGUUUAGAUGUGGGGAGGGAAAACCAUGACUUAAAUGGUAUCUUUGUUCUAUUGCCAUUACUGUUAGCAAAGAUGAGACCUUUCUGCUUUUAUAAAUUUCUUUCUUGUUGCUGGU